AUGGAGUAUUUCCAUAGACUCCUUCACCAGUUAAGUAAGGUACCUGACUACAAUUUCCAUGCAAAAUGCGAAAAGCUGCAAAUUAUUGACAUCAGUUUUGCGGAUGAUGUUCUCCUCUUUUCCCGUGGGGAUGAAAAGUCUGUUCAGCUGCUUUUUGAUCAGUUGCAAACAUUCUCACAGUCCACUGGUUUAGUGGUUAAUCCUACAAAGUGUAGGGUGUACUUCGGGGGAGUGGAAAAUGAGACAAAACACAAUAUCUUGGUUGCCACUUCGUUUAUGGAAGGGAACUUACCCUUUCGUUACCUGGGGGUCCCUCUCACCAGUAAAUGA
Lathyrus sativus (Indian pea) is the source of this 330-nucleotide messenger RNA. NCBI's taxonomy places the organism in Eukaryota, Viridiplantae, Streptophyta, Magnoliopsida, Fabales, Fabaceae. The record is from the annotation of a GenBank genome assembly.